Messenger RNA from Eupeodes corollae, 3492 nucleotides. Its product is annotated as probable ATP-dependent RNA helicase DHX34. The transcript is spliced from 17 exons. The coding region runs from base 92 to 3475 and encodes 1127 amino acids. The record is from RefSeq and is a predicted model, not a curated record. Gene Ontology annotation, molecular function: RNA binding; ATP binding. Lineage: Eukaryota; Metazoa; Arthropoda; Insecta; Diptera; Syrphidae. Gene Ontology annotation, cellular component: intracellular anatomical structure. Gene Ontology annotation, biological process: nuclear-transcribed mRNA catabolic process, nonsense-mediated decay.
CAAACAAUUUUUGUAUUACCUUUUUUAUAUAAAUGAAACUGCCGACAAGAACUUAUUAGUAUACAAAUAAAAUAUUUUAUAAGUGGAUAAAAUGUCUAGUAAAAAGCACCAUUCUUCAAAUGAACAAACUAAUCUUGUGGACUUCUCCUUCUGUGACUAUAAAUCAGCAUUCGAAGGAAUCCUUACAUCACCCACUCAUCAUGAACUUAUUGUUGAAGAUAUCCGAGAUUUUUGGAAAUUCGUAAAUAAAUACGAGAGUAUGUUAAGAAAUGCCGGUCAACCUAUAUUAGCUGAGCCAUUAUCACUAUCCAAACAAGCUGAGGAAAAUAAAUAUAACAAUUUUCACAAGCGAAACUUUAUACCGCUCGAACUUGCUUACGAUACACAAAAAUGCAGUAUGGGUCGAUAUGUGGAAAACUCAAAUAAAUUGAGUAAGCUGAAAAUUCAUCAAUUUGUUGAAAUCGUAUUGAUUUAUAUGGAUUUCAAGCAAAAAGAAAAAUUCAACAAAAUCAAGAAACUACGGAAGUCCCAAAGGAAUCUACCAAUAGCUAAAUUUAAACAACAAAUUCAGGAAACCUUGAAGAAUAGUCAAGUUCUGAUAGUUGCCGGUGAUACGGGCUGUGGUAAAUCUACACAAAUUCCACAAUAUCUUUUUGAAUUUGGUUUUAAGAACAUUGCUUGCACACAGCCUAGAAGAUUGGCCUGUGUCUCCCUAUCAAAGCGUGUUGCUCAUGAAAUGUUGGAUGACUAUGGGACGAAAGUGGGCUUUCAGAUUCGAUUUGAAAAAAAUAAAACAUCCAACACUAAUAUUGUAUUUAUAACUGAAGGAUUGCUGCUCCGUCAGCUAGCUCUUGAUUCAAAUCUCGAUCAAUAUGAUGUUUUAAUUUUGGAUGAAAUCCACGAGAGAAAUCUUUUUGGCGACUUUUUGUUGGGUGUCACUAAGUGUUUGUUGAGAGCGAAGAGCAACAUGAAACUAGUUCUUAUGUCUGCUACAAUAAAUGUUGAACUUUUCAAGAAUUACUUCGAAAAUGAAGGUGCUCAGCUUAUCGAAGUACCUGGUCGCUUGUAUCCAAUAAAAACAAUCUAUCUACCACCACCAGCAUUGGAUUUAAAACGAAGUGGACAACGGAGUAGUGCAUCUACCCGUCUCGAUCCGGGACCAUUUAUUCAGGUUUUGAAUAUAAUUGACCAAAAAUAUCCCUUGACUGAACGUGGUGAUGUUUUAAUAUUUGUAAGCGGUGUCAAUGAAAUAACAACAAUCUGUGAUGCUGCCAAAGAAUAUUCAGAGAAAAAUAAUCAUUGGAUUGUUCUGCCACUUCAUAGUGGAUUGGCAUUGGCUGAUCAAGAUAAGGUUUUUGACUAUGCACCGGAAGGAAUGAGAAAAUGCAUAGUGUCCACGAAUAUAGCUGAAACUUCCCUAACUGUCGAUGGAAUACGAUUUGUUGUUGAUUCAGGAAAAGUAAAAGAAAUGAGUUAUGAUACUUCGAGUAAAGGACAAAGACUCAAAGAAUUUUGGGUAUCAAAAUCAUCGGCAGAACAACGCAAAGGACGUGCUGGUCGUACUGGCCCUGGGGUUUGUUAUAGGAUAUUUUCGGAGAAGCAAUUUGAGUCUUUGGAAUCAUAUCCCACACCAGAAAUAUACAGAGUUCCAUUGGAAACUAUUCUAUUGCAAAUGAUAUCAAUGGGAUUGCCAAAUGUUCGAAUUUUUCCAUUCAUUGAAGCUCCCGAUGAAGAAAAUAUCGAACAAACCAUUUUAGGUCUUAAACAACAUAACGCUUUGGCCGUAGAUGAAAAAAUCACACCUCUCGGUCGAGCUUUGUCUAAUUUGCCAGUUGAAAUAACUAUUGGCAAGAUGCUUCUCAUGGGCUGUGUUUUUACUGACGUCGAGAAGAUACUUACUCUAGCUGCAGCUUUUAGUGUGCAAAAUCCAUUCACUAAUCGAGCUUAUAAUGACACUAAAUGUGCUAAAGAACGUGAAGAACUUGAAUCAGACCAAGGCGAUAUUUUCACGUUAUUGAAUGCCUACCAAGAAUGGCUUCAUUUGAAGUCGGAUACAUCUGAAAAUACUAGAAAGUGGUGCUUCAAAAUGGGUUUAGAAGAACAAAGAUUUUAUGAAAUAGCGAAGCUGAGAAAUCAGUUCCAAAACAUUCUCGAAACAAGCAACCUGCUACCCUCAAAAUCCGAAGAAUCACUAUCGAGUGCAGAUCGAUCUCGUCGACAUGGUGAAGUUCGAAUGUUGAGGGCUAUCAAACGCAAGCAAAAAUAUCAAGAACCCAAAAAACGUAAAAUACUUAAAAGAAAUCACGAUGAAGAAGAAGAAUUCGGUGAAAAUAAUACUGAUGAUAUUCGAGACGUUGAUUUUAGGCUUACUCACGAUUCCAAUAAAAUGGAGGUUUUGCUUGCAUCAUCGGAUGUCCGAAGGCAUAGGGAUGUUGUUUUGUUGAAAUUAAUUAUUGUAAGCGGAUUCUAUCCUCAAAUUGCUGUUGCUGAUGACUUUAACUAUUGCAAGGGUGGAAGUCAACAGUUCUUUCAUACAUUUCUCAAGCCGUUUUUGUCAAUUCAUCCGAAUUCACAGUUUUCCAAAAACUUUGAGAUAUUAAAACUUAACGAUAGUGACAUUUUGGACAAGCCAAACUAUUAUACCCCAAAGCAAUCAUUGAGUACAGCACAUCAAGUGCUCUGUUAUCAAAACCUUCUAGAAACAGCUAAACCCUAUCUUAUGAAUUCCAUAAGAAUGCCAGCUGCACAAACAAUGUUACUUUUCUCGUUUUCCAUCGAUACAAAUUCAUCUGUAACUCGAAUUGUUUGUGAUUCAUGGCUUUGUUUAGAUUUUCCAAUUCCCGAAACUGGACGGGAACUUUUAAGUCGUGCUAUAAAACUACGAACUAAAUGGUCAAAAAUGUUAAAUGAAAAAUUAAAUGAUAUUUCGAAUCCAUUAGAAACAGAUUCAAGUAAAAAAAGUACCAGAGAAGAUCAAAUGGAACUUUGGGAAGAUAUGAUAUCGUUUAUGAGUGCAAGUGUAGCUUAUACAUUGAAAAGACUUCUUCCAGCUGAUGUAAAAAAUCUUUAUAAUGAGCAACAAUUGACGGACCCCGAAAAUCUUAUACCGAAUCCCUUUUCAGAAGAUUUUGUAGCAUUGCUCAAUACAGAAAAGGGAGGAAUGAAUGUUACCGAAAAUGUUGUUUACGGGUGUUUGAGAGAAGUUCAAUGGACAAUAGCAAUGGACGCUGAAAUGAACGAUCACAAUUGGGAAUGUCCUUUCUGUAACGAAGAAAUACCAAUGGAUGGUAUUAAAAAAUUAGUUCACAAAGCAAGAUGCAAGCAGUCAAGUCUUAAAAGCAUAAAGAUUGAGGAUGAAACUCAAAGUAGAAAGCCAAAAAGCGGACAAUCCGGCUACACUUGUCCAAGUUGUAAGAAAACAUUAUAUUUGUCUGCUAUCGAUAUUCUCAGACAUAGAAAAAGUUGUAAUAAAUAAAAUUAAUUUAACUUGAA